AUGGCGCGCUACAUCAUUCCAUCCGUGGCUCUGUCAGCGAUUUACUCUGCCUACCGGUCCUUUAUCUCUCCAACAUCUCCAAGUGCAUUCGGUAUUCGAUCAAUUGAGGAGGCCGUUAAUUCACUCAAUGCGAAUGAGAAUACUCAGGAAGCUUUACGAUUCCUCCACCAGACACCAGACACUUCCUAUUUGGGCUCGCUGAGUCCUACUGCCUUGGGUGUGAUGGCUCUCCGAGGUUCAGAGCUGAGCAAGUAUGUGCCUGUCACGAAAUGUGAAGUUGAUGAAGACGAUUUCACGUUCUCCAAAAUGUUGGCCAAGUUCAACCUAGGUGACGAAUGGCACUCUGCUGUAGCAUGGCUGAAUAGGUUGGUGCGUUUUCUCUUAUCUCGGGUUGCGUGUCCGGAGGAAGAUCUUGCAUGUCCUGAAGAAUAUCUAGCCAGACGACCUAGCCAAGUGAUGCGAUUGUUCCAGCUUUUGCGUUUUCUAUUUGUGAAAACAGAGUUCCCCUUCGAUCCAUCCGAAAUCGGCGUGGAGGUUGUUCCAUUCCUAUACGUCAUAUUUACACAAUUUCGUGACAACAACAAACAACUUUCCCUGUUAGCUCUGAAAAUCCUUUCCAACGUCGCUCUCAAUACUCCACCAUACGCAGUUUCCAUAUUCACGUCAGAAUGGCUUCCUUUACUGGCUUCGAUGGUGACGCGGGGUAAAUCUUUGGAGGAAAGGCUGUUAUCCCACAAGAUCUGCCAAAAUGCUUUAAAUACAUUGGGUGUUGUCGACUACCAACUGCGGUCUGACAUUUACGAGCUUUUCCUACCAGAUAAGGAACCAGAGGUUGAUCUGGUUCUGAUUCAUGGGCUUUGUGGAAGUGUGGCUUACACUUGGCGACAGAAGGAUCACUCCAGUAAUAUUGUCUCCGAUUGUUGGCCGAAGGACUGGCUACAUCUCGACAUUCCUCAGCCUAUGCGUAUUCUUGGUAUAGAUUAUCCAUCAUCCUUAUGGCAGUUCACUGGUAUGAUGGAAAGCUUACAGGUUCGAGCUGAUCGUUUCAAAUCCCAGUUGGAAGCUGCUGGGAUUGGGCGAAGACCGAUUAUUUUCAUUUGUCAUAGCAUGGGCGGCUUGCUUGCAAAGCGUUUACUUUUGGAUCUCCCAGCCUUUGCAAAGAAAACAGUUGGGAUACUGUUCGUAGCUACACCUCAUCGAGGGUCUCCAAUAGCUGCAUGGGGAUAUUCGAUACUUCAUCCAACUGACGACGUUCUCUUUUUACUAGAGGAGAAUCCUUUGAAUAAAAAGUUGAAUGAAGACUUUUCAAAGAUCAGUGAGAAUAUCCCUGUAAUUGUCAGCAUGGCGGAAACCAAGGAAUCUGAUCUCAUCGGUAAUAGUACUGCGAAAGGUAUCAUAGUACCAACACAAUCUGCGGUCUUCGAGAAAGGGGCUGUUUAUCAUAUUGACGAAGUUCACCAUAAUAUCUGUAAACCUUCCGAGCGCACCAGUCCAGCCUAUGGUGUAGUGUUGAACUUUCUUCGCGAUUCCAUUCAAGAAGCAGCGAAGAUGAAAAAAUGA
Molecule: messenger RNA, 1560 nt
Organism: Haemonchus placei
Lineage: Eukaryota; Metazoa; Nematoda; Chromadorea; Rhabditida; Trichostrongylidae
Source: the annotation of a GenBank genome assembly